GUUCAAACACAGCAGAAACAGAAACAGAGACGAGCUUUUACCAUGAUUCUAAUCCUGCUGCAAGUUCUUGCCAUCCUUGGCGCUGGAGUGGUGGCCCAGAAAAGCUCGCCCAUUGCCAACUGGCAUAUGGGUGAUCCGCACUACACGAGUGACCAGUACGCCAAGAUCCUGGGCGAAGCGGGCCUGGGCCAGGAUGCGGAUGACAAGGAGCACAAGGGCCUGGGGCCCAUGCAGAUCCAGUACGUGGACUAUCAGCCAAAUUGCCAGCCAGGCGGCGUGCCAGUCUGUGCCACCAAUGGCACCGAUAGCUUCUACUUCGAGAACAACUGCCGCUUGGAGGCGGCCAACAUGAAGAUGCUCUUCCAGCAUGGCACAGAACUGGAGCCCACGGAGAUGGAGCGCUGCCUGCCCACCUGCCAGACGAUGAAGUGCACCCAGGUGGCGCGUCCCGUUUGCGCGCUGGCCGAGAUCGCAGGCGCUGUGCCCCAGACGUUCGCCAACGAGUGUGAGAUGCGACGACGCGAGUGCCACACGAAACAGGUCCUGCGAAUCCUGCACAAGGGUCCUUGUCAGACGCCCACCAAAAGUGGGCACAAAAAGAAACUGCGUCGCAACAAGAAAAAGCGACCAACAUACCAGGCCUCCGUUUCCAAGUUCGCCAGCAUUCCGAAGAAGGUAUACGUAAUGCUGGCCACUCCUGCUCCGCGGCGCAGCAGCACCACGCCCAGGAGGAGCUCCGUCACCACGACCACCACCAGAAUCACGACGACGCCCAGGAUGAGGCCCACCAAACAGACCAGCACCAGUCCCUCGCCCAUGCAGUUCCAGCAGCUGAUGAGCCUGGCCAAUCCCAUGGUCUCCGUUUCCCAGGCCGUGGACGCCUACAAUGUGUACAAUAUACCCGAUGUGGGUCACGAUUACGGCGAGAUAACCGACUCCUCGCUCUCCAUGUUUCUGCCCGAAGUUGGUCGUGUCACGGAACCCUAUUCCAUGCCCAGUAGCACCACUACCAAAACCAGCAGCACCACCACAUCCUCCUCCACCACAACACCCAAGCCCGUUUUGGCCGCAACCAGGAUCAUCAAUCCCUUGAGCACCAGCACUGUCCAAUCCUUUCUGUCUGCACGGAUGCCCAGCACCACGGAGAUGGACGAGGAAACCAGCACGGAAAAUUCGGAGGCGAUUACACAGGCAAUGAGCACCACUCACAAAUCCACGGCAGCUGCACAAACCAAAGUAGUUUAGGAACUACAUAUGUAAAAAGUAACCUAAUAUUUAUUGAAAAUAUUUAUUCAGCUGUUUCGAAUAUACUUUAAAUUAUAAAAAACAACAUUAUAACUUUA
Messenger RNA from Drosophila teissieri, 1343 nucleotides. RefSeq names its product flocculation protein FLO11. Gene Ontology annotation, molecular function: protein binding. NCBI's taxonomy places the organism in Eukaryota, Metazoa, Arthropoda, Insecta, Diptera, Drosophilidae. The transcript is spliced from 3 exons. The coding region runs from base 43 to 1245 and encodes 400 amino acids. Gene Ontology annotation, biological process: cell differentiation; multicellular organism development. The record is from RefSeq and is a predicted model, not a curated record.